AUGAAAAACCACACAGCAAUCACAACAUUCAUCCUGCUGGGACUGACAGAAGAUCCUCACCUACAGGUUUUGCUUUUUAUUUUUCUAUUUCUCACCUACAUGUUGAGUGUAACUGGAAAUCUGACCAUCAUUAUUCUCACCAUGGUGGAUCUCCACCUUAAAACUCCCAUGUAUUUUUUCCUCCAAAAUUUCUCUUUCUUAGAAAUCUCAUUUACAACUGCCUGUGUCCCAAGAUUCCUAUACAGCAUAUCAACUGGGGACAGAACGAUCACCUAUAAUGCAUGUGCCAUUCAACUGUUUUUAACAGAUCUCUUUGGAGUAACUGAAUUCUUCCUUUUGGCUGCCAUGUCCUAUGAUCGCUAUGUGGCCAUCUGCAAACCUUUGCAUUAUAUGACCAUCAUGAGCAACAAAGUGUGCAAAGCAAUGGUUAUUUGCUGUUGGAUGGCAGCAUUUCUCAUUAUUCUCCCACCACUUAGCUUAGGUUUUUACCUGGAAUUCUGUGACUCCAAUAUCAUUGAUCAUUUUGGCUGUGAUGCAUCUCCUAUCCUGAAGAUAUCAUGCUCAGACACCUGGCUGAUAGAACAGAUGGUGAUAGUGUGUGCUGUGUUGACAUUCAUCAUCACCCUCAUGUGUGUGGUUCUCUCCUAUGUACAUAUCAUAAAGACAACUCUAAAAUUCCCUUCUACUCAACAAAAGAAAAAAGCCUUUUCUACCUGUUCUUCACACAUGAUCGUGGUUUCCAUCACCUAUGGCAGCUGCAUCUUCAUCUACAUCAAACCAUCUGCAAAAGAAGAGGUAAACAUUAAUAAAGGUGUUUCAGUUCUUAUUUCUUCCAUAUCACCCAUGUUGAAUCCUUUUAUAUACACCCUGAGGAAUAAGCAAGUUAAACAAGCCUUUAAGGACUCAAUCAAAAAAAUUACAUUUCUCUUAAAGAAGUAA
Messenger RNA from Nycticebus coucang (slow loris), 939 nucleotides. Its product is annotated as olfactory receptor 6C68-like. Gene Ontology annotation, cellular component: membrane. Gene Ontology annotation, biological process: G protein-coupled receptor signaling pathway. Gene Ontology annotation, molecular function: olfactory receptor activity; G protein-coupled receptor activity. The transcript has a single exon. The record is from RefSeq and is a predicted model, not a curated record. Bases 1 to 939 code for a protein of 312 amino acids. Lineage: Eukaryota; Metazoa; Chordata; Mammalia; Primates; Lorisidae.